This is a messenger RNA of Orycteropus afer afer, 1113 nucleotides long. RefSeq names its product mesoderm posterior bHLH transcription factor 2 (gene MESP2). NCBI's taxonomy places the organism in Eukaryota, Metazoa, Chordata, Mammalia, Tubulidentata, Orycteropodidae. The coding region runs from base 1 to 1113 and encodes 370 amino acids. Gene Ontology annotation, cellular component: nucleus. Gene Ontology annotation, molecular function: RNA polymerase II cis-regulatory region sequence-specific DNA binding; DNA-binding transcription factor activity, RNA polymerase II-specific; protein dimerization activity. The transcript has 2 exons. The record is from RefSeq and is a predicted model, not a curated record. Gene Ontology annotation, biological process: mesoderm formation; regulation of transcription by RNA polymerase II; heart morphogenesis.
AUGGCCCAGUCGCCGCCUUCGCAGAGCUUCCUCAGCCACGACCACUGGAUCUUCCCUCAAAGUUGGGGCUGGGCCGACCACUCGGAUUCCACGUCCCCGACCUCAUCCUCGGACUCGUCUGGUUCGUGUCCUUGCGACAGCACCGGCGGACCCUCACAGCCAGCAGCCCCGGACCAUAGCGCCUGCGCCACGGAGGCCACCCAGACGACGUCCCGACGUGCUGGCCCGGGGUCGGCGGGCGGGCAGCGGCAGAGCGCCAGCGAGCGCGAGAAGUUGCGCAUGCGCACACUCGCUCGCGCGCUGCAAGAGCUGCGCCGCUUUCUGCCACCAUCUGUGGCGCCCGCCGGCCAGAGCCUGACAAAGAUCGAGACGCUCCGCCUAGCCAUCCGCUACAUCGGCCACCUGUCGGCCGUGCUGGGCCUCAGUGAGGAGAGCUUGCAGCGCCGGCGCCGGCGGCUCAGCGACGCGGCACCCUCUCGAGGCUGUCCGCUCUGCUUCGACAGCGGCCCCGCGCAGGCGCAGACGCAGGGCCAGGGCUCGUCUGCGGGCGCCGGCGCCGGCGCCGAAGCCACCGAGUCCUGGGGGUCCCUGCCUGCCUGCCCUGGAGCCUUGGCAGUGCCCGAGCGCCUAGAGAGCCAGGUCCCUGACACGAAUCCCUGGGUGACACCCCCUUACAACCCCGGGAUGCAGUCAUCCCCGCAUCAGUCCCGAGGGGGAGACCCUGAGGCGUCUCUUUGGAUGUCGCUGCAAACCUGUCCUGGGACUCAGACAUCCCUGCAGCCCAGGAACCCGGCCGUUCCCUGCACGCUGCCUCUCGCACCUCCAGAGAUGGCUGCUAUGUACCAGGGUAUCUCUGUGUCUCCAGAGUCCUGUCUGCCACUGGGAACCCCACCUCUCUUACCCCACCCACCGUGCCAGAGGCUCCAGUCUCAGACCCAAUGGGGGUGUUGGAGCCACAGUGUAGAGGUGCUCCCUAGCUUUGAGGACCAGGCACCCGGCCCCACCGUCCAGCUCAGUGAAGCAAGUCCUCCCCAGAGCUCAGGCCUGCAGCUCAGUGGCUGCCCUGAGCUUUGGCAAGACAAUUUGGAGGGGGCUCAGCUGGGCAUGUACUAA